UUCUUGCCCGUCCGCUCUCGGAGCCGAGCUGUCCCCUUGACCUUGCCCUGUCCUGCAGCCCUGCUCCGCGGCCCGCUCCGCUCCGCUGCCGCACGCACCGAUGGAGGCGCCCGACUACGCCGCCCUCGCGGCCGCCGGCCCUUCCCACCACCAUCACCACUCCCUGCACGCCCUCGACGCCGCCUUUGCCCUGCCCCUUGCCGAGCACGCGCAGCACCCGCCGCCGCCGCCGCAGCAGCAGCAGCCGCAGCAGCACUUCGGCCCGCCCGAUCUGCUCCCACCGCAGCAGCAGCAGCACCACGCUCCGCCGCACAGCGCCUACUCCCAUCACCAGCAGCACCUGUCCUUCGGCGACGGGUCCGACGCCGGGCCGUCCGCCUUCUCCAGCCCGCUGCAGCACGCCGCCUGGCCUCCACCGCCGCAGGCGCAGCAGCUGGCCUUCCACGCGCCGCACUCGCGCUCCGUCUCCGUCUCGUCGCGCGCCCAGAGCCCGUCGAGCGAGCUCUCUGCGGCGUUUGCACUGCCCGUCUCCACCUCGGGAGGCCGCGGCGACGCCGUGCCAGGGCCCGGCUGGACGAGCCGCGUGCCGCCGUCGCAGGGCUCGUCGCGCCGCAUCUCGCGCCUGGCUGCCGCCGCAGCGGGCGUGCCGGUAGAGCAGCAGCUCUUCGACUACGGCUCCUCGUCGCUCGACAGCCUCGCGGCCAAGCCGCUCUCGCGCUCCAGCUCGCGCCGCAGUGGCAAGGAGCAGCCGCCUGCCGCCGCUGCUGCUGCUGCUGCGCCCAAGAUGCCGCGCGCCGUGACGCCCGAGGAAGACGCAACUGCCGCCGCAGAUGCUGCGACGGCGGCGGGCAAGGAGGCACAGCGGCGGCAAAACAGCAGCUGCGACGCCUGCCGGCAGCGCAAGGUGGCGUGCAAGAAGGUGGCCGGCGAGGCCAAGUGCGUGCACUGCAAGGCCAAGGGCAUCGAGUGCACCACCAUCUACAUCCAGCUCGCGACCGGCGGCACGAAGCCGCGUCCCAUCAAGCGGCCACGCACCGGCGGCGAGGACAGUGCAGCCUCGCAGGCGCCCGAGGACAGGGGCCCCAGCCUCGUGCGCUACCUGCUGCUGCGCGACGCCGAGUACAACAUCAAUGUGACGGGCCUCUCUUACGAGACGGGCUCGGCCUCACCGCCGCCAUCGCGGCGCAACGUGCCGUCAACGGCGGCAGAGACUCGCCUGGCGAACACGCAGGCGCGCGCCGACUUCUGCUCUGACCUAAUUGAGACCUACUUCUCCAUCGUGCACAUCCGAUACCCCAUCAUCGACCCGGACCUCUUCCGCAAGCGCUGGCACGACCGCUCGCCGGAGCUGGGCGGCCCGCCGCCCGACGUGCUGGUGGCCGUCAUUCUCGCAUGGGGCGCCAAGUACUCCGAGUCGCCCAUCAUCGUGGCCGACCGCGCCGAGACGGCGCAUGAGCUGACGCCGCGGCAGAAGCAGAAGCGCGAGGCGGUGCAGUCCGCCAAGUCGACGUCGACGCUGCUCACGGCGCCCGUGACAUCGACGUCUGCGACCGAGACGCAGUGGCUCACGGCGCCGCGCGACGUUGUCAAUCCAGCUUCGGCGCGCGAGGCAGCCACUGUCGUGGGCCGCUCGCGCAUCGCCGAGGACCUCAUCGUCAAGGCACAGGAGGUGCUGGAGCGACAAAAGGCACACCGCAUCGCCACGAUGGACAAUGCCAAGGCCUGCCUCAUUGUGCAGGCUCUCUUCUGGCAGCGCGGUCUCGACGAUCCGCGCGGCGCCAUGCAGCAGGGCCUCUCGGGCAGCGAAGGCACGGUGCGCCCGCGCAAGCGCGGCGUGUACAUGUGCAACGGCGUGUGGAUGGUCUCGGGCCUGCGGCAUCUGAUCGAGCUGCAAGUGCACCUGCAGGAGACCGUCAGCCGCAUCGACGACAUGCGCGUGCGCGGCGAGGCCGUCAUGACGUGGUGGCUCGCCUGCAUGAUGGACGCGCACAUGGCUGCCAUGUUCCGGCGCAAGCCGCAUCUCGAUCUCGAGGACUACUCGGUGGAACUGCCGUUUCCGCCGCCCGAGGCGCCCGGAGAGGGUCCUGGCCCGCUGUCCAACGCGCAAAGCCACCGCAUCUGGCUCGACUCGGCGCGCGAGCAAGUGGAGCUGAUGCGCUCCGUCUACCCUGCGCUCUGGACGCCACAUGCGGCGGCCGUCGGUGUGUCGUCGCGCCGCCUCGACGAGCUUGUCACACUGGCCUGUCGCUGGCGCAGCAACCACCUGGCGCUCGUCGGUGCGCCGUCACCCACGUGGCCGUCGAACUGGAGCUUUGCGUCUGCCGUGACGGCGGCGGCGUCGGACAUGAACUACCACCUCGUCUGGAUCUUCAUGUUCCAGGCGAUCGAGGAGUUCGGCAUUGCCGAGCUCAACGCCGCCAAGGCGCAAAGCUCCUACUCGCGCAGCGCGCUGCGGCACGGCGGCAGCGACAUCGAGCUGGACCUCGGCAAGAUCCGCGCGAUGCAGGCGCGCAUCUACGACGAGGCGCUCAAUGCGUCGCUGCGCUGUGCCUCGCUCUCGCAGGUGCUGACGAACAAUGGCUACCUGCGCCUCGAGGCCGGCAUCAUGAAGGUGACGAUGAGCGAGGCCGGCUACUGCCUGGCACACUUCCGGCGCCCCGAGAUUCUCUCCAUCAUCGACGGCCUGCGGCAGUACGGCCAGGCCUUCGAGGAGUGCUACGACCAGGCCGACGCGCUGCAGACGCUCGCCGCCGAGUACAUGGAGGGCCUCGACACGGCCGAGCCGAGCAGCGGCCCGGCCAUGGGUCAGGACGUCGGCUCAUCCGUCGGGCAAAACCACCGGCGCACACAGCCGCUGCCGCAGCGCGGCGCACAUAUCAGCUCGGCGCCGCCGGGCAUGCCCUCGGCGCAGACGUACGGCACCGGCAAUGGCAGCAUGGCCGAGGCGCCGAGCUACUACGGCGUCACCACUUAUACCCCCACGGGCGGCAUCACGCAUCCGGCGUACGGCGCUGUGGCGGCGGGCGGCAUGUCGACUGGCCAUGCUGCGCCGCCGCCGCCGCAGCAACAGCAGCCGCCGCUGCACCACGGCCGCGCACCGCACGGCUACGCUCCGCACGACGGCGCCUCGUACGGCGCCCCUCAACAGCAGCAGCAGCACCACCACCACCAGCCACCGCACCAGACCGCCUCGGCGCAGGCGUACCCGCACCCGUCGAUGCAGAACGGCACGCAUCAGCAGACGUUCUAUUGAGCUGCUGCACGGAUCCCCCAUCCCUCUUUACCCCACCAGACGGCGUCCCGUCAUCUCUUCCUCGUUCGCGGCGCCGCACCAUUAGGCCCGCCUCUGUCACCUGCAUACACCCCGGUAGCCUCUGCCUUUCCUUCGGCCCUAGCACUGGCACACCUGUUCACCCAACGCACCUCCUUCCACCUGGUUACCACCUCGCAAUGGCACUCUGACGUCACCCGCGC
Molecule: messenger RNA, 3474 nt
Organism: Tilletiopsis washingtonensis
Lineage: Eukaryota; Fungi; Basidiomycota; Exobasidiomycetes; Entylomatales
Exons: 4
Coding region: 101-3253 (1050 amino acids)
Cellular component (GO): nucleus
Molecular function (GO): zinc ion binding; DNA-binding transcription factor activity, RNA polymerase II-specific
Source: RefSeq, a predicted model, not a curated record